This is a messenger RNA of Pantherophis guttatus, 2681 nucleotides long. It is a transcript of the gene POLR3E, whose product is annotated as RNA polymerase III subunit E. Gene Ontology annotation, cellular component: nucleus; RNA polymerase III complex. NCBI's taxonomy places the organism in Eukaryota, Metazoa, Chordata, Lepidosauria, Squamata, Colubridae. Gene Ontology annotation, biological process: tRNA transcription by RNA polymerase III. The record is from RefSeq and is a predicted model, not a curated record.
GUGCUUUGGAGGAGUUUCCCGCAACAUGGCUGCGAGCUGAGUGAAUCCCGGGUUUGGCGUUGCACGUUGCAAUCCAGUUCAGAAAGAAGGUUGGGGGGGCUGGCAGAUCCAAGCCCCCCCCCCAUUCCUCCUCCACCCCCCCCCCCCCCAAUCCUAGGUUGCAUCAUUGCAACCAAAGAGGUUAACGCAAAGCUAAUUUUCUUCCAAUGCUACUAUGGCCAAUGAGGAAGAUGAUCCUAUUAUACAAGAGAUUGACGUCUAUCUGGCUAAAAGCCUGUCGGAAAAACUCUAUCUGUUCCAGUAUCCUAUUCGUCCGGCUUCGAUGACUUACAAUGAGGUUACUCAUCUCUCGGCGAAGAUCAAACCGAAGCAACAGAAGGUUGAACUGGAAAUGGCCAUUGACACUUCGAAUUCCAACUACUGUCGUAGCAAAGGGGAACAGAUUGCCCUCAACGUAGAUGGCACGUGUACGGAUGAGACCAACACUUACUCUUCGAAGUUGAUGGACAAGCAGACUUUCUGCUCCUCGCAAACCACCAGCAACAUUUCACGAUACGCUGCUGCUAUCUACAAAAGAGGGGAGCUUCACUUGACUCCGUUGCAUGGGAUUCUGCAAAUGCGGCCAAGUUUUGCCUACUUGGACAAAGCGGAUGCAAAAUACCGAGAACGCGAAGCUGCUACCGAGCAUGGGGACUCUUCCCAGGAUGAGGCUGAGGAAGACGUCAAGCAAAUCACGGUGAGGUUCUCCCGGCCAGAAUCGGAGCAGGCCCGCCAGCGGCGAGUUCAAUCUUACGAAUUCCUGCAGAAAAGACAAGCAGAAGAACAUUGGGUUCACCUCCAUUAUUACGGUUUGAAGGAUAGUCGUUCCGAGCACGAGCGCCAGUAUUUAUUCAGCCAAGGUCACAGCAUGGCUGGGAACACGGAAUUAAUUAAAUCGCCAAGUGAAUACUUGAUGAUGCUGGUUCCACCAAGCGUAGAAGAAGAAAAGGAAAAACCGGUAGCGCCAAGCAAUGUGCUGCCCAUGGCUCAGUUGCGAACACUCCCUUUGGCCGACCAGAUUAAGAUUCUGAUGAAAAAUGUGAAAGUCAUCGCUUUUGCCAGUUUAAUGAGCCUCCUGGCCUCUGGGACGGAUCCGACUGCAGUUUUGCGAAGCAUCCAGCAGGUGGCGCUGCUAGUCCAGGGAAACUGGGUGGUGAAAAGUGACAUCCUUUACCCCAAAGAUACCUCCAGCCCACACAGUGGCGUCCCAGCUGAAGUCCUGUGCCGAGGAAGGGAUUUUGUUAUAUGGAAAUUCACCCAGGAUCGGUGGGUGGUACGGAAGGAAGUUGCUGCUGUAACAAAACUUGGUCCAGAAGAUGUAAAAGACUUCCUGGAACACGUCUCUUUCUUGAGGAUAAACCGAGGGUGGGAAUUCAAGCUCCGCUAUGACGAAGAUUUUGUCAAGAAACAUCCAGAUGUGGUGCAGAGGCAAAAAAUGCUUUGGAUGGGCAUUCAAGCCAAGUUGGAAAAAGUAUACAACCUAUCUAAAGAGCACCUGGCUUCAAAGAAACCAGCAGCACAGCCAGCUGCUCCAGUGGUGAUUUCUGGAGAGCAGAGGGUCAACUUGGCCAAGGCCAAAGUCAACCAGAGCUACAGCCAGCUGGACCAAGACCACCGAAAGAGGAAAGCCGAGAGCCGGUUGGACGAGUCUCCUCACCCAACGGGCCUCCUUGGAGUCCGUAUCAAGGAGGAACCGGUCAGCGACGAGGAAUCAAUGGAGACCUCUGUCCCGGAGAACCUCAACAAUGGACUGGUUAAUGGGAUCCAUUUGGAAGAUAGCCUGGACUCCAUCAACGGCCACAUGCCGGUUCCAGAGAGGGUCACCGAGGAACUGCGAGCUUUUGUGGGGGCCACCUUUAAGAAACAAUAUGUCCUGACUCUGAACGAGCUUAAACGGUUAUUUAACCUUCAUCUGGCUAGUUUACCUCCUGGGAAUCUUUUGUUCAGCGGAAUUUCGGACAAAACGUUACAAGACAUGGUGUUGGACAUAGGCUGCAAGCAGAUCAUGGUGCCUUUUCCUCCGCAGACCACAGCGUUACCCGACGAACAAAAAGUGUUUGCACUUUGGGAAGCUGGCGAUAUUCACGACCAGCAUCGGCAAAUUUUGCUCGAAAUCUUUUCCAAAAACUACCGGGUGCGUCGAAACAUCAUUCAGAACCGACUAGCCCGGGAAUAUGGCGAAGAUCUAGACAAACAGGAAGUGGAUAAAGUUUUGAAGGAUUGUUGUGUAAGCCAAGGAGGCAUGUGGUACCUCAAAGGGACAGUCCAGCAGCCCACCUCUUGACGAUGGGACUCGCCUCAGUUGCAUCUGGUUUCAUCCCAGGAUGGACAAAGAGAAUGCAGAAGGAUAGAAUAGGAAAGGAAAAAAAACAGCUCUCCCAGAUGGAAGAUCUACCAGCUGUACUAGCUAUUUGCAACGACGUCCAAACCACUAAUCUUGAAUGGACAGGGGAAUCUGUAUGUCCCCCUAGCUUAAUUUGGAUCCCUAAUAUAUCUAUAUUUCUCAAUCUUACUUAGAAGGAACCACGAAAUGAACAAUCCUUAAUACGGUGGCUGAACUGUUACGAAAUCAUGAUCUGACGGUUCAUUUUAUAAUGAAUGCCAAUAAAUUUCGAGUUUGCAGGAGGAGAUCCGGAUUUUUA